This is a messenger RNA of Gastrolobium bilobum, 924 nucleotides long. RefSeq lists its product as uncharacterized. The record is from RefSeq and is a predicted model, not a curated record. Lineage: Eukaryota; Viridiplantae; Streptophyta; Magnoliopsida; Fabales; Fabaceae. The transcript has a single exon. Bases 1 to 924 code for a protein of 307 amino acids.
AUGACACAAGAGAGUUGCCAGUACCUAGGCAAACUCCCACCUAAGCUUCAAGACCCAGGAAGCUUCACCAUUCCUUGCAUUAUAGGAAACACGUACCAAGGGAAAGCCUUGUGUGAUUUAGGGGCCAGCAUCAAUCUCAUGCCCCUAUCUGUCUUCAAACAAUUAUCCACUGGACCAGCUAAACCCACCACGGUGACUUUACAAAUGAAAGACAGAUCCAUCGUCAAGCCAGAAGGGAAGAUUAAAGAUCUGCUAGUCAAAGUAGACAAAUUUAUCUUACUCGCUGACUUCAUUGUUCUGGAUUAUGAAGCUGACGCUGACGUUCCCAUCAUUCUGGGUAGACCGUUCCUAGCAACUGGAGGAGCAGUUAUCAAUGUACAAAAAGGGGAACUAACCAUGAGAGUUCAUGACGAUGAGAUCAAGUUCAAUAUUGUCAAAGCAAUAAAAUUCCAGGAUGAAGGAGAAGACUUGGAAGAAUGUUCUGCUCUUACUUUGUUAGACAAUCAGCUUAGCAGAAAAACAGAGGAAGAAGAAUACGAGGAAGAAGAAGAAGAUCCACAACAGGAGGAGCAGAGUCACUAUCUGCAAGAAAGAAGUCCUGAACCGUUGAUAAGAACUGAAGAGGAGAAACAGCUCAAAAGACCUUAUGCGGAAAAACCUCCUGAUUUAGAACUGAAGCCCCUUCCCCAACACUUGAAGUAUGCAUAUCUGGGGAACAACAACACCCUUCCUGUGAUCAUUUCUUCAUUUUUCACCAAGGAACAAGAAAAACGGUUGCUUGACAAGCUCAAAAAGUAUCAAGGAGCCAUCGGUUGGACCAUAGCUGAUUUCAAAGGUAUCAGUCCCUCAUUCUGUAUGCAUAAAAUAUUAUUGACUGAUCCUAACAGUUUUUCAGUGGAACACCAAAGAAGAUUGAACCCCUAA